Molecule: messenger RNA, 2924 nt
Organism: Mizuhopecten yessoensis (Yesso scallop)
Lineage: Eukaryota; Metazoa; Mollusca; Bivalvia; Pectinida; Pectinidae
Product: probable palmitoyltransferase ZDHHC21
Exons: 8
Coding region: 192-1115 (307 amino acids)
Biological process (GO): peptidyl-L-cysteine S-palmitoylation; protein targeting to membrane
Cellular component (GO): Golgi apparatus; endoplasmic reticulum
Molecular function (GO): protein-cysteine S-palmitoyltransferase activity
Source: RefSeq, a predicted model, not a curated record
AAGAUAUUUACCGACCAAGAGUUUCUGUGAAAGUUUGCAGCUUUCUUGUUUCCUUGGAAAACAGACCAGAAUGUAAUCACUGAGAUGAAUGGUGAACAUAUUCAAUUGAAGACUGUGAUUUCAUUUCAUCCUUUGUAACAUCCAGAUCUUCUCAACUUCCAAAUUUUGGAAAUAUAUUCCUUCGCAACCAGAUGUCCGAAAAUAUGGAGGACGACACAGCUAUCCUUAUUGGAACUCCAAUGGCAUUAAAAGGAAUGGAGUUCCCCAAACCAAAGCCCCCUUCCAGCGAUUAUUCCAGCAACAUUAUGAUCAAACGUUUACCCUUCCUCGGUCGUGUUCACUUUGUGAAUGACACAAUGGGUAUUCUGACUCUAGCGUUUACAGCACUGUACUGGGUCUACGGGACCUGUGUAGGGUUAUUUAUCAUACUGGUACCGCGUUAUCAUGAUGGCCAAGUCUCUGUGCUCUUUAUCAUUGGUUAUUCUAUUAUUUCUGUGAACUGUAUUGUUGCAUUGUUUCGAUGUGCGACCACCAAUCCAGGCAGAGUUCCUCUAUUGGAGGACCUAUCUGGCAUCAAUACAACUGACUGGUAUUUUUGUGAUAAGUGUCAGAGAAAGCGUCCCCACCGAGCGCACCACUGUCGGCGCUGUCAACAGUGUGUGUUGAGGAUGGACCACCACUGUCCCUGGAUAAAUAAUUGUGUGGGAGAGGAAAACCAUUUCCUGUUUUUACAGCUGUUGUUAUAUUCCAUGCUGCUGAGUGGCAGUGCCUUUGUCCUGUGUCAGUUACACUUCUGGUACUUCCCUCCCUGUAUAACCUGUGAUAAGGAGGGGUUCUUUAUCAGAAACAGUAUAUGGUUUUGUUACUUACUGACGGCCAUGGGUGUUGGCAUGGGAGCUUUUAUGGCCGCCAAUCUGAUGGGUCAGCACUUCAACCUCAUUAUGGACAGGACAACAUUGGAAAACAUGGGACCAAUGCCACCACUGUCAGAGAUUCAGAUGCGUCCGGAAAUCGUGGCAUACAGAGAGGUUUGUGGAAAGGGUUCGUGUGUCAACUGGCUGAAUGUGUUCAGGCGCCGCAGGUUGAGGGAGUUCCAGUCCUUUUCUCACGUGUAACACAGUACAAAGGUUAUCAGGAGGUGAAAGGUCAAAAUCUGUACCAGAAAAACAGUCAAUAUUUAUACAGGGUGAAAGGUCAAUAUAUGUACAAUAUGAACAGUAGAAAUAUGUUCAAUGUGACUUAUAACGAUCUGUUCAUGAUGAGUGGUAAAAAUAUGUUUGAAAUAAUUGGACAAGAUCUUUUACAGCGUAACAGGGCAUGAUCUUUACAGGUGAAAGGUAAUAAUUCAUACAAGGUGAAAGGUCAAGACCUGUACAGAAAACUUGAUGUACUGUGUACCUUAGUCUUGAGCAUUAAACCUCAUUAACCCAUUCACCACUGCGGACCAUAAUGGACUCAUCCAGAUCAGUGCAUGGUAGAGUUUACUAAAGUUACAUAGGGGUAAAAAGGUUAAGUAGGACUCACAAUCGGAUCAAAAUUCUCCAGACAAUUAUCCUUCUGUAACAAUUUUUUCCUAUAACUAUAACAAUUUUGUCACAUGUAGCUGAAAUCCUUUUUCAUCCUGAAACCAAUUGGUCAUAUUAAUGGUGUUCUUUGGUACUCAUUCAUGAUAUACACAGUAAAAAUUAGCAUUAGUAUUUAUUACAUAUUUGUAGAACUUGAUUUACUAGGAGACAGAAAUGUAACAAGAAACAUGAACAAAAUGCUCACCCCUUUUAAACACAGCAUACAUUUGUUUAAGGCACAACAUUUGAUAGUUUAUGUUACAGUGAAAUGGAAUCUAAUGUUGUCCAUAUUUUAUUAUUUGCCAAUCUUUUGAAAUUUCUAUUGAGGAGAUCUUGCAUGCUCAAAAUUAAAAACAUAAAUGAAAUGUGUUUAUAUACCCCAAGGAAAAAACACCUUUAAAAUUGAGUUGUUCCUUCAAAAAAAAUAUGAUAGGUCAGGUCAUAGUUUACAAAUUCACUGGUUGAAAAUAUCAAAUUAAAGAGUCCAGAAUUGGGAGAUUUCUUCCAGAAUUUUGCGUAUAUGGUCUUCACAAUAAGUGAACACAGUAAAGACAGUAAAACCUUGUUAUACUGCCAAGUUGGCAAAUCAAACGAUGGUCGUUAUUACGUAGUUACCGCAUCGGAUGGUAUUACAAUUUAGUAUUUCGUAGGAAUUGGAGAAAAACAUUACAAGUCAAACUUUUGUAUUUCUAACCAGCAUCGUUUGAAGUCAAUUAUAGACGUUGCUGCAUCAUUCACUAACAAAAGUAACAACUGAUUAACAAUAUACAUGCACAGGGUGAUAUUUUGCAAUAUUUUUCUUAUGUAAAGUAUAUAAAAUGCAUUCCUUCAAACUUUCUUUCAAAAUCUAAUGUUGAAUCAUUUGUUAUCGAAACUCGGGUGUAAAAAAAUAUCUACUGAUCAUCAUUUUUCUCUUAUUUCAUGCCACAUAUGGGAUAGUGGGGUACAUUGUAUAACAUGAUUAUUAUGUUUCAUGGAUACACUGUAAAGAGGGGUUUUACACCCCAACUUCAUUUUCGUUCUUUUAUUAAAAAAAAAUAAAAAAUCUCUUUGAACAAAAUGUUGAGGGUGCAUUCAACAUGAGGUAAAAAUUGUGAUAUAUAUAGUUUUGUGGUUUUGAAAUACCCGAGGGUGACCACAACAAGGUGUGAAUUCAUUUUAAAAAAGCCAGAAGACAAAAGAUUGGUGGAGCAAGGAUGUUAUGGCUAACAUUAGCUCUCUGUAGGUAAAAGUUUUUCUUCUUCCAAUAAUCUGCAUACCUCCUCUGGUGUAGUGUCUUUUGACACAAUUCUGUAAAAAUCUUAAUAUUUUUCCAACCGGUAUACUGUAAAAUCAUAAAUUUUCGUGGGAGAUUAAAUU